AUGGAGCGCAAUACUGAGAUCACAGAUCUCAGGUGCAAUUUAGAAGCCCAAGAAGACCUCAUCUCGAGAAUAUGCCGCAUUGCCGGCGCUCCAGGACUCUCAGUCAGUGUCCUUCACCUUGGGGCUGAAGUCUACUCCCACCACUUUGGACAUGCCAGCGUGAAAGAUGGCAAGCUCCCAGAUGGAGACACAAUUUACUUUAUUGGAUCAAUGACGAAAGCGAUGGUGUCGGCUCUGGUAGUGUGCCGGCGAUAUUCUUCUGUCCAAGUCCGAGGCGCUCGAUGCAUCUCUCAGCCAACAGUUCGAGCUUUCCGUGCCGACUUUCUUUAUUCCAAUUUUGCAUUCGAGGCUGUUGGGCGAAUUAUUGAUGGACCGCUAGGCAUGACACGCACUUCUCUGGAUGAUGAGUUGUCAAAGGAUCCAAACGCAGCCAAGGCUUACUUUCCUCUCCUAGACGGCACACCAGUCGAGGUUCCUAUUCCUACCAUCUCCGACAAGACUAUAAUGGCUGCCGCUGGAGGAGUGCGUAGUUGUACGAAUGAUCUUUCGCGCUUCUUCAAAAAUCUAAUGUAUGCCGCAAAUGACCAGUUUAAUCACCAGCGUACGAGCACGCCCGGCUCGCCCUUUAAGCAGCUGCCUACAAUCUGGAGCCUGCAUAAUCAGCUUCCCAUGCGCUCAAUGCGCGAAGAAUCCUACGCACUAGGAUGGGCUCGCACAGAACUUCCUUCACCUCUUGGGUCCUUCAACUAUAACAAGCAUCUUGUCCCUGCUAUGCCUGUGAUUGGCCGUGGGCUUUCAUUUCGACUCGUGGUUUAUCACGGAGGAAGCAUGCAGGGUUUCACGUCGGCUGUGUACCUGCUUCCAGAGACCGAGACAGCUGUAUUUGCUUUGCAGAAUUCAACAGCCUUGUGUGAUGCCUGUGACUGGGUGCCGCAAAUGCUGGUGCACACCUUGCUCUCGGGAUCGCCGCGCAGCGAUAUUGAUUUUGUGCAGUUGGCGACAGUCUCGGCGGCUAGAGGUGCAAAACUGGCCGAUGAGAUUGAGGAGAAGCUGCAGCAAUCGCGGGAAAAGGGAACAAAUCCGCGACUAUUGAAGGAGUAUGUAGGCAGAUUCUGGCAUAAAUCCAAGAGCUUCCACAUAGACGUCACCGUCGACAGCAACGAAACGAUGAGGAUGUGUUUUCAAGGCAGGCCUAGCGAAACUUAUCAUCUUCGACACCUUCACCACGAUGUUUUCGUGUGGAACGAACCUCAUGACAUGACUGCGAGGCGCGGGAGAUUUCAGACGCGUCCUGUAGAAUCUUGCAGGGUCAGGUUUGGAUCUACUAGUCAGGGGGGAGCUAUUGACCGCCUGUAUUGGUUAUAUGAUGAAACUCAUGCUCCGCUCGGCAUGUUUAUAAAAGAAGAGGGCGUGCGGUCAGCAGCUGAUUUCGACAUGCGGAACUAG
Messenger RNA from Metarhizium acridum CQMa 102, 1446 nucleotides. The record is from RefSeq and is a predicted model, not a curated record. NCBI's taxonomy places the organism in Eukaryota, Fungi, Ascomycota, Sordariomycetes, Hypocreales, Clavicipitaceae.